AAUAACGACGAACCGAACUAGAUUACGUACUCGCAAGAUUUUUCAUUGCAGAGAAAAUGGCGUCUCUCGCGGGAGUUCGUAUUUUAAUAAGAAAUACCGGUAAAUUUAGAAAUCCAAUUAGUCGAACAUGUUUACGAAGUGCUGUUACGCAACUUCAAUCAAACGAACGAUAUUUUCACUGGAAAAGACAAAGUAUCCUUACACAUGUACCACAGGAAAAUAUACAAUCUAUACGUACUUAUAGUACAAACCCUGACAUUAAGAAAAUUGAAGAACGUGUGUUGAAUGUAGUCAGUGCUUUUGAUAAAAUAACUUCUGAUAAGGUUGGCACACGAGUCAAGCAGGUGCGUCAAUACAGUAUUGCUGAGCCAAUGUCACUUGAUCUUAUUCGCAAGCGUGUACUUUUGGUACUCAAUCUGUAUGAUAAAAUUGAUCCUCAGAAGUUAUCUUUGGAUUCUCAUUUCAUCAAUGAUCUGGGUUUGGACUCUUUAGAUCAUAUAGAAGUUAUAAUGGCCAUAGAAGAUGAAUUUGGCUUUGAAAUACCAGAUAUGGACGCAGAAAAACUUUUACGACCUACGGAUAUAGUACGUUACGUAGCAGAUAGACAGGAUGUUUAUGAAUAAAUAUUCGCAUGUUAUAAGUCAUCUCAUUAAUCAAGCUUUUUUAUUUUUAAAACAUUGUAUAAGAAAUUUCAACCUUAAAAUUUGAACUUUAUUUCUUCUGUAUAUACUAUAAAUUGUAGUAAAAAUAAAGUGUUUUACUAGAUUAAAUUAUGUAUUAUACUGUCUUGUAUUUAAUAUAAAAUAAAGAAAAGAAUACGUUUAUUGAA
This is a messenger RNA of Frieseomelitta varia, 829 nucleotides long. RefSeq names its product acyl carrier protein, mitochondrial (gene ND-ACP). Gene Ontology annotation, cellular component: mitochondrion. Gene Ontology annotation, biological process: fatty acid biosynthetic process. Gene Ontology annotation, molecular function: acyl binding; acyl carrier activity. Bases 57 to 623 code for a protein of 188 amino acids. The record is from RefSeq and is a predicted model, not a curated record. The transcript has 4 exons. Lineage: Eukaryota; Metazoa; Arthropoda; Insecta; Hymenoptera; Apidae.